AUGUCUGUUAUUCUCUGCACAGCUGGCUAUGACCACACUAUCAGAUUCUGGGAGGCCUUGUCGGGUAUCUGUUCACGCACGAUUCAACACCCUGACUCCCAGGUGAACCGUCUCUGCAUCUCCCCCGACAAGCGAUACCUUGCCGCCGCUGGCCAUCAUACCGUCAAACUGUACGACAUUAAGUCUACGAAUCCUAACCCAUUGUUGACGUUCGAGGGCCACACCGGGAAUAUCACAGGUGUCGCGUUUCACUGUGAAGGGAAAUGGAUGGUAACUAGCUCCGAGGACGGGACCGUCAAGAUCUGGGAGACACGGACCGGGUCGAUUCAGCGAAGCUACAACCAUGGCUGUCCAGCCAACGACGUGGUGAUUCACCCCAACCAGGGUGAGAUCAUCAGCUGCGAUAGGUCUGGAAGUGUCAGGGUGUGGGAUCUGGCUGAGAACAACUGUUCCCAUGAGCUCAUCCCGGAAGAGGACGUCUCAGUCUCCAGCGUUACUGUCGCUAGUGAUGGGUCCUUGCUAUGCGCUGCGAACAAUGCUGGCAACGUAUUCGUGUGGAAUCUUAUUCAGAGCUUUGAUCGCACACAAUUAGUUCCAGUAACGCACUUCAAUGCCCACAAGGAAUACAUCACCCGUAUUCUUCUAUCCCCAGACGUCAAGAAACUCGCCACUUGUAGUGCAGACCACACAGCCAAGAUAUGGGAGGUGAAGAACAUCGAACCAAGCACAGAUCUGGAACCCAAGCCGUAUCCUUUAGAAGCCACUCUUACCGGGCACCAGCGCUGGGUCUGGGAUUGUGCCUUCAGUGCCGAUUCUGCAUACCUGGUCACUGCUUGCUCCGAUCACUAUGCGAGAUUGUGGGAAUUGCACAGCCAGCAGAUUAUCCGACAGUACAACGGACAUCACAGAGGGGCUGUCUGCGUUGCCUUGAACGAUUAUUCAGAAACACGAUAA
Molecule: messenger RNA, 954 nt
Organism: Fusarium tjaetaba
Lineage: Eukaryota; Fungi; Ascomycota; Sordariomycetes; Hypocreales; Nectriaceae
Product: Target of rapamycin complex subunit LST8
Exons: 4
Coding region: 1-954 (317 amino acids)
Biological process (GO): TOR signaling; regulation of actin cytoskeleton organization
Cellular component (GO): TORC2 complex; TORC1 complex
Molecular function (GO): protein binding
Source: RefSeq, a predicted model, not a curated record